Molecule: messenger RNA, 1433 nt
Organism: Helianthus annuus (common sunflower)
Lineage: Eukaryota; Viridiplantae; Streptophyta; Magnoliopsida; Asterales; Asteraceae
Exons: 2
Coding region: 26-1384 (452 amino acids)
Source: RefSeq, a predicted model, not a curated record
UUUUCGAGAAAGCAUCGAAAAAACAAUGAAACACCACAAACACCCGAUGUUUCAACACCUACUUGGAAAAGUAUCCCACAAAGCCCUUGACUUGUUGCAUGGAGAGGCAAUUAGGAGGCUAGAUGUCUUGGAGCGCUUUAAUUCAUCAUGUGGUUGCCAAAUGUGGCACAGCUGUGGGUUGCCCUGUGCUUGUAGGAUAGAAAAGUACAUGCGUGAAGAGCGUCCGAUUCAACUCGAAGACAUAGACGUCUUCUGGCGGAAACUUAACUUCCAAAGUUGUAAAUUGAUAGACGACUCCCUUGACGUGGUCGAAGAGCUAGAUGUUGUUAGACAACAAUUACAGUCGCACCCUCCAGCUCAGCAAAAAAGCCUGCUUUCAAAGAUUAAAGCGGUGUUGACUCCAACGAAAUCUACCAAGAAACCACCGGUUGUCCAACAAAAUACUCGUGGCCGACCAACAACAAAGCAGGUACAAGAAAGGUUGGACGAGGCCUCUCGUAUAGAUGAAGAAUUGAGGAGAAGCUCCUUCGGUGAUGCAAACACGUGCUUUGAAGGUUCACGACAAAGUAAGUACGAUAAACCUCGCCACAGCUCGUACGUUCCGUCUCAAGCCUCACAACAGUCGGUUAUAAGGUCCCAAAAACCCAAAGCGACCCUAAGCCGUUCAAAGAGUUCUAAGAAGAAAGAGACACGAGAUGAUCACGGUUUUCCUUUAAUCAUUGGGGACGAGUACGUGGGAAUCAUCGAACGGUUUAAGUCUGACAUUCCGCCAGUGUUCCAUCCGUACGUCUCGUGCAUACGAGAUGUGAUGCCGGACGGUCAUUGUGGGUUUCGGUCUGUGGCUGUGGGCUUAGGGAUGGAUCAGAGUUCAUGGGGGCGUAUUAGAAGGGACCUUGUCCAAGAAAUGGAUCAGAACGAAUCGAUCUGGUUCCCAAUAUUUGAAGCAUGGGCUGCAGGUUAUUUUUACACGCAUCGUCAGGGCCUAAUUUGGGAUUCAGUGGCCGGUUGUGGGGAGAAUCACUGGAUGGACUUCCCCUUUGCAGGACUUCUUAUUGCACAAACGUACGGUAUCGGGGUGCACCUGUUAACGACAACCAUGGGUGCGAGUUCCACUUACUUCCCAAUACUAAGUCCUCCGGCUAAUCAACAACCAUUAUUCAUAACGCUUACACAUGUUAACGAGAACCACUUCAUACAUGUUAAGCUGGAAGGGGAUUAUCCUAUGCCACCAGCACACGGGCUAUGGUUGACCCACCGAAGACCCCACACAGAACAAUGGGAAGAUAUGUACUUGCCACGUCUAGAAUGGUAUACAUCGAUAAUGAAUCCUCGACCAAGAUCAAACCCCAGUCUUAAUUACAUAGAUAGUUACACGGAAGAAUGAUUUUUGUAAUUAAUAGUAUUUUUUUGGAAUUAAUAGAAUUUUUUUGUAA